AUGGCACAACUAUGGCAUGCCACUCUUCUACUCCUCCUUCUCUCGUUAACAGUUGUGCAUUCCCUGCACUUCAAUUUGAUCCACAAGUACUCCGUCCACUCUCCGCUCUUUCCUGGAAACCUCACCGAAGUAAACAAGGUGCAGCGCCUUUACGAGGGCGACAUGGCUCGUGCGCGGCUCCUACGGCCAUCCCUCUUUGGUGUCAACUAUAGCUUAGAACUUCUCCGCCCCAAUCUCAAAGCCGAGCGAUACAACUACCUGAUAGAGGUCUUCAUCGGCACGCCGGCAAGGAGAAAAUAUUACUUAGUGUUCGACACCGCUAGCGCCGUCGUAUGGCUGCAAUGCAAGCCAUGCAUCCACUGUUGGAAACAAGACACGAAAAUCUUCCAUCCUGCCAAAGAGUCGAGCUCUUUCGAACCCAUAUCAUGUAAUCAUACAUUGUGCGAUCUGACCGAACCGGGGUGGAAAUGCGUCAAAGGCAAGUGCCACUACACUCUCGAAUAUGGCGAGGGCUCUUCGUCGAGGGGCAUCCUUGCCUCUGAGACAUUGGGAUUCGCGUCUGAGGGGUCCGGAAAGGAGUCGGUCCGUAACUUUGUGUUCGGCUGCGCAAAUGACAACCGAGGUUUCCAACCACAUGAAAAGUUUUCUGGGAUCUUUGGCUUUAAUAUGGACCGGUGGUCACUGGCGAGCCAACUGACGGACUUGAUCGGCGGCCGAUUCUCGUAUUGCUUCUCUCCGAUCGUAGGCCACAAUCAACGGCCGAGCCGGCUAAAGUUUGGCAACGAGGCUGUGCUUAGAGGGCCUAGAGUGAAAACCAUUGACAUUGUUCGCCUGCCAGCUGAAGAAAUAUACCAAUACCCCCUCCCUCUCUCUGAUGUGAGCGUCGCUGGCCGCCGCCUUGGUUUUAAACGAGGGGACUUCGCUAUACGCAAAAGGGCUGACGGCCAUAUGGUAGGGGGAUUCAUCAUCGACUCGGGAUCGACGCAUACGGCAUUCAGCACCGGAGGCCCGUACGAGAGGAUUACUGCGGCGUUCAGGGCGUACUUCAGACCGUUUAAGCUGCAACCAUCGAAGCACAGGCUGUUUGACGUGUGUUACAGGCUGCCGCGGGAGGGGUUUAAGGGGCAACUGCCGAGCAUGACACUCCACUUUGGCGAUCAUGCCGAUUAUACGGUGCAACCCAAGUAUACAAUGGUGGAGGUUGCGAGGAAUACGCUCUGCGUCGCCAUAACAAGUUAUCCGGGCUUUAGCCUUCUUGGAUUAUAUCAUCAAUAUGAUUAUCAUUUCUCGUUUAAUGUCAAGGAGAUGUUUUUAUCCUUCGUUCCUGCAGAUUGCAGUAAAGUUGUAUGA
Molecule: messenger RNA, 1350 nt
Organism: Ananas comosus (pineapple)
Lineage: Eukaryota; Viridiplantae; Streptophyta; Magnoliopsida; Poales; Bromeliaceae
Product: aspartic proteinase CDR1-like
Exons: 1
Coding region: 1-1350 (449 amino acids)
Cellular component (GO): extracellular region
Source: RefSeq, a predicted model, not a curated record